CCUGCACGCCCGGAGCUAGAGGCAGAGCCGCCGCCGGAGGAGCCGGUUCCAUGCCCGCUAGAGCCUCCUGCUGCCGCCGCCUCGUCUCGCAGCUCCGGCAUGGACGUUAGGUUUUAUUCCUCCGCCCCCACCGCCGUAGGCUCCCUGCCCGGGGCCGACCCCACUUGCCUCGGCCCCCUGGACUAUUACCACUGCAACAAGUUUGAUGGGGAGAACAUGUAUGUGGGAAUGAAUGACAAUAACCAGGAAUUCCUAUCAGCAAAUCAGACAUAUAAUGGUCAAAACGAGAAUAAUGAAGACUAUGAAAUCCCUCCUAUAACUCCUCCUAAUCUCCCAGACCCCUCACUCCUUCACUUGGUGGAUCAUGAAACUGGAUAUCAUUCACUGUGCCACAGCCUCCCUCCAACUAGCCUGAUACCAACAUACUCCUAUCAAAACAUGGACCUUCCAGCCAUCAUGGUAUCAAAUAUGUUGAGUCAAGAUGGACAUCUCCUCUCUAACCAACUACCUACUAUCCAGGAGAUGGUCCAUUCGGAUGCCACUUCCUAUGAUUCCAACCGUCAAGUUCCCCUGAUCAAUCGACCAGGGAUGUUAGCCGGUCCCAUGACUGCCCUCAGCCAGUCACAGCUGAUUUCUCAGAUGGGUAUGCGGAGCGGUGUUACCCAUGGUUCCCCAUCACCCCCAGGAAGUAAAUCUGCUACACCUUCUCCCUCCAGUUCUACUCAGGAAGAGGAGACAGAAUCACAUUAUAAGGUUACUGGAGAGAAGAGACCAUCAGCAGACCUGGGCAAAAAGCCCAAAAGCCAAAAGAAGAAGAAAAAGAAGGACCCAAAUGAGCCACAGAAACCUGUGUCAGCUUAUGCCCUGUUUUUCAGAGACACACAAGCGGCUAUCAAAGGGCAAAACCCCAAUGCUACCUUUGGAGAUGUAUCAAAAAUUGUUGCAUCAAUGUGGGACAGUUUGGGAGAAGAACAAAAGCAAGCAUAUAAGAGGAAAACAGAAGCAGCGAAGAAGGAGUAUCUAAAGGCGCUGGCAGCCUACAGGGCCAGCUUGGUUUCCAAGAGCUCUGCCGAUCAGGGUGAGACGAAAAGUGCCCAAACCAAUCAACCUUCCAAAAUGAUACCACCAAAACAGCCCAUGUAUACUAUGCCACCCCAGGCCUCAUCACCUUAUCCUGGUUUAGGCUCAUUCCUGUCCGCAUCAGAUCUUCAGAGUUACCGUGGACAUCCUCAUCCCAGCCUCUCCAGAACCCUUAAUUCCAAACCCAUGUUGCCUAGCAUCAGUGCCUCGCCACCUCCUUCUUUCCAGAUCAGUCCUCCUCUCCAUCAGCAACUGUCUUUGCAUCACCCACAGAGCUCCAUCCUCAAUCAAUCACUCAACAUGCAGCAGGUCCCACAGCAAUCCAUCUUGUCUCCUUCCAUGGCACUACAGGUACAGCCCCCGAUGAGCUCUUCACCUCCAGGGCAGCAGGACUUUUCACACAUUCCACCUGAGUUUCAAAACAGUGUCGGACCUCGAUCACCUGGUGCAUCAAACCCCCCAGGAAAUAGUGAUUGGGAAAGUGAUUACCCAAGCAGAGAGUGUGGAAUUAACCAUUGCAGCAUGCUGCCAAGGGAUAAGUCACUCUACCUCACCUAAAACCUGACAUCACUUUUAAAUAAGCGUCAAAUGAAGGACACUUAAGAGGGUCUUGAACAUGGACCACCUAGAGGGACAUCAAGCAAGUCAGAUAGGCAAGAGAGUUGAUCUAAUGCACCUCGUUGCUGGUUUCAUUUCCAGGCUCUAAGAGCAGUUUUCUUUCAUUAUUUUAACUCUAAAGUCUCCUUUUUGUGGAAGCCCAAGCCUCAUAAAUCAUGAAAAAGAAAAAAAGUACAAAAACAAAACAAACAAAAAUGUAUAAGGACACAGUUUUUCUGCUUGCCAUCAGCUUAGCUAUGGACUCUUUUCCUAGUGAACUGCUUUUAGUUGCAGCAUAGGCCAAGGAUCUGGUGUCCUGAAACGUUAGGCCAGCUCAAUAGGAGGAUGCACUCUUGACUUGCUAACAGCACUAAACUUUGUGCAAAAAAAAUGUGAAAUUUGUGUGAAUAUUGUACAUGCAAAGGCCUUGGAUGUCUGACAAAAAAAAGUAAAAUAAAAUAAAAAAGUAAAAUUAUUCCUAGGUAUGUGGGUGGACAGAGCAACUGGCAAAAUACAAGAAGGAAAAUGUGAAAAAGAUAAUGACAAAUAUAAUUUGAUGGAUAGUUGUAAGUAGUUUACUAAGUGUUUUAGAACUGUGCUAAAGACAUCUUUAAGAUUUUUUUGUGAAAAAAAUUAGUAGUUUACUUUAUAGUAAAAGCAUUUUAUAUUAAUUGUAGCACAUUUUUUAGUUAUACAUAGAAGGGAGAUGUGUAUAAAAACAAAACAACAACAAAGCCUGCCAAACUUGUUUCUAUUAUUUGUACAGCAAGAAAUGGACAAUUUAUAUCUAUGUUGUAUGGCAUUAUUAUUUUUUUCAGCCAUAUGUCCAUCUAUUUAAAAUUGCUGACAAUGAUUUUGUCUAUUUAUGAAGAAUUAGAAAGCAUAAUUACAGCUUAUCAUAAGGUGCAUUUUUUGGGGGGGGUGUUAUUUUUUCAAUGGUGCUGUUUUCUCAGCACCUGCACACUCAGUUCAUAAUGCUUAUUUUACCUUUCUUUAUAAUAAAAUAUAUGAAAAGUAGAAAUAAA
Alligator mississippiensis (American alligator) is the source of this 2702-nucleotide messenger RNA. It is a transcript of the gene TOX2, whose product is annotated as TOX high mobility group box family member 2. The record is from RefSeq and is a predicted model, not a curated record. Gene Ontology annotation, cellular component: nucleus. Gene Ontology annotation, biological process: regulation of transcription by RNA polymerase II. Lineage: Eukaryota; Metazoa; Chordata; Crocodylia; Alligatoridae. The transcript is spliced from 9 exons. Bases 100 to 1638 code for a protein of 512 amino acids. Gene Ontology annotation, molecular function: chromatin DNA binding.